Messenger RNA from Owenia fusiformis, 717 nucleotides. Lineage: Eukaryota; Metazoa; Annelida; Polychaeta; Sabellida; Oweniidae. The record is from the annotation of a GenBank genome assembly.
UUGACAUCUGGGUGGUUAAACAAAUGAUUUUUUUUGAAAUGUACAUAUACAAGUUUGCAUACUAACCAAAUGCUCUCUCAAACCACUUAUCGUUUUCAUAUAUUGUAACUUGGUAAGCUAAAAUAAAAAAUGGCUAUAAACAACUUAAUUUCAGUUGCAAUAGCAAUAUGUCUAGUUUCCAUAACAACAAUACAAGGCAACAAUGGCAGUGGGAGAAGAGGAGCCAAAGAUCAUAUUCAUAUUGAGAUCGACCCUCAAGAUGACAAAAGUAUAAAAGAGGCAAAUGAAGAUGUCGAGCAUAUUGAAGACCAUUAUGAUGGGAAAGUAAAACUAGAUUACAAAUCCAUGACAACGGAAGAACGUUUGUGGCACUUUUUUACGCAGCAUGACUUCAACAAUGAUGAAUACCUUGAUGGUUUAGAACUUUAUCAUGCUUGGGGAGAGAGGGUUAGUCUACCCAAUGAUGCCCAUGGACUUGACCAUAAUAGCGAAAAAUAUAAGAAUUCAGUUGAAAAAGCGUAUGAAAGAUUAACAGCUGGAAUCGAUCGUAUCCUGUCAAAGUACGAUAUAAACAAAGAUGGCUACCUGGAAUACGUUGAAUAUUUACAAAUGGGCUCCCGCGGGAUGAGAUGAUAAUUUCCAUUGUGUAUCAAUUUCUCAAUUAUUGUUAACAUUUAUUACAUAGAAUUAGAAUAAAUUGUAUUGAUAAGUUUAUAA